AUGCUCCUCAUUAGCCAAAACAAAGAGGAUGACUUUGAUGUAAGGACCACCACCACAACCACCACAUCCAGUCGAUGCUAUUCUUCAUCGCCUCACUCUUCGGAUCAUUCGAGUUUCGGUAAAGUGCCUUCAAGUCAUCAUCAUGGCAGUAGUAAGAGUAUGAUGAGCGAUGCGAGUCCAACGAGUCCUUCUCCUCACAAUUCCAACAACAACUCAACUCACAACAAUAAGAUUUCAGUCCUGAAUAGUAAACGAGGUCUAACGAAUUAUUUAAAUUACAACCAACACGUCGUGGAGAUUCAUUUGAAAGGUUGUUCUUCCGCCGAUUUACAAAGUAAUUUUGAAAUACGAAAAGUGUUGCUCGUAGGAGCUUGCCGAAAGAUGAAAGACUUGACAAUGAAUUUUAAGAAACCCUUCUCGAGCGAAGCCUCCGAAUGCUUGCAUCAACAUGUCGAGUUUGCUACGAGUGAGGCUAAAAAAUUGGCUCUCCAUGCUCAAUCCUUGUAUAUUGGAGGAAUGAAUGCCUCUCGCAUGGAUACCAGCUCACUCAAUUCGGUUGUGGAGUGUGUGAGGCAGGCAGAGACGCUGCAAGAGAUUGUUUCAGAAUUGUAUGUCUCUGUUUGUGAAUGUAUGUUUGGAUCGACGAGCACGAAACGAUCUUCUUCGUUUGGAAAUCUCUCACCACGGAGUAGUCACGAACGAUUUUGUUUUGACGUGGAGAGGGCCUCGCAAGCGCUUGGUCCCAUGGAUGAAGCGUUAAAUCUCGAGAAGGGAAUUACAAUUUUACUUUUGAGAAAGAUUAUUUCAUAUCGAACGGAGCAUUCCAUGAAUAUUGUGUCACCCCCUACGACCAAAUGUGAAAUACAGUCUGACCGAGAGUUUUUAUUGAGCUUAGGAUUAUUACCCAAAGAGUUUGAGCCAGUACUUUUCAAAUUCGUUUCAGAUCAACGAGGGUCAUCUGUUGCGAACAUGGAACAAAUGUUCUCAAAUUUAUAA
Naegleria fowleri is the source of this 996-nucleotide messenger RNA. RefSeq lists its product as uncharacterized. Lineage: Eukaryota; Heterolobosea; Eutetramitea; Acrasida; Naegleriidae. Bases 1 to 996 code for a protein of 331 amino acids. The transcript has a single exon. The record is from RefSeq and is a predicted model, not a curated record.